AUUUACUAGGAUCCAAAACCGCCUUCAGUUAACUCUAUUAGUAUAUUUUGAAGCAAAUAAAAUUCCACACACACUAGUUUGAGAUUCUUCAAUUCGAAGAAAUGAGCAAUGAAGAGCAAAGAUCAUGGCAUCAAAACACACCAACUUCUCCAAUAUUUUACAAAGGAGGAGAUUCCAAUCAUUAUAAGUUUGAAGGCAAUGGAGAUACCAUUUCUAAAAGUUUCGAUGAGAGAGAGGAAGCAUCAUCACAUGGAGAGUUGGAGGAAGAUGGUGUGAAGGGGGAUUCUGAAAUGAGUAAUAAAAUCAAGAAACUGAAGAAGACUCGUUCCACUCAGUCUCAUAGCCACAAUGAAAGGUUAAGAAGGGAGAGACUCAGGGUUAAGAUGAAGACUCUUCAAGAACUCAUUCCCUAUUGCAGUAAGAGAGACAAACUGUCCACAUUCGAUGAUGCUAUAAAAUACAUAAAGACACUACAAAAUCAAAUUCAGGUGAUGGCAAUUGAAGGGGGCUACUCCACAUUGAAUUCUACACAAACCAUGGUUUCAAGCCCUGCACUAUUCCCACAGACCUGCCCUCCUGGGACCGAAACGCUAUACGAGAAUGAGACGAAAAUGGAAACACCGGGGUUUCUGGCCGGAUUUCCCAAUCCAUAUUUCCUGCCAGUGUCCGGAUUGCCUGCACCUGAUGGAUUCUCAGCAAUUCAAAGCCCAUUGGACUUCACUUCUCAGAUGGGGAUCGCAACGCCGUUGUGCCCCACUAGCCAUCCAUUGGACUUCACUUCUGCGGUGAACACAAUGUCAUUGCAUCCCACCGGCUUAGAGUCUCAUGGAUCGAGCCCAUCGUCAUAAAGGCCCACGAGCAAGGUCCGUUCUCCCGAGGAAGAACGGUUGAUAAUGUUAUUUUCCGAUGGCGUGGCGGCUGCUAGGGGGAUAGAUAUGAUAGAGACUAUACUCAAGAGCGCAAAUAUAUGUAUGAGAAGAACCACCCAAACAUAGCCAGAGAAUAUUUAAUGUCAGUUUUAUUAAUAUA
Molecule: messenger RNA, 1029 nt
Organism: Salvia hispanica
Lineage: Eukaryota; Viridiplantae; Streptophyta; Magnoliopsida; Lamiales; Lamiaceae
Cellular component (GO): nucleus
Molecular function (GO): protein dimerization activity
Source: RefSeq, a predicted model, not a curated record